Molecule: messenger RNA, 1771 nt
Organism: Alnus glutinosa
Lineage: Eukaryota; Viridiplantae; Streptophyta; Magnoliopsida; Fagales; Betulaceae
Product: UPF0481 protein At3g47200-like
Exons: 3
Coding region: 287-1567 (426 amino acids)
Source: RefSeq, a predicted model, not a curated record
AUGGCAGUUGGCACUACUUCCAUUUCCAUCAAUAAAAAGGGGGCAGUAGCUCCAAACAUCUACUGCAAAACGACCUCAACUCAUGACUAUGAUAGUUUAGUUGACUAUUUUCCUGGGAACAAAUUAAGAUUGAGGAUCCUCAAGGUAGUCUUGAAAACAACUAAAUUUUAAGAGGGGUUGAACCGGCAAGCUGUUGCACUCUUAGCAGCUACCUUUUUUGUCACUCCAAAAGAAACUACUUAAUUUAGGAGGCUGAUCGAGAAGAAAUUACAGAUCCAACAUAUAUAUGGCUGUGAAUGAAGGAGAUAGCAUUAGAAUUGAUAUCGACCGCUUGGUGUCUUCAAUAGAAGAUAUGGUGUCCCAUGAUUUGAUUAUGCCGGCUAAGUGUUGCAUCUUCAAAACCCCUGCCAUUCUCUACAGGCAUAAUGAAAAAGCUUUUAUCCCCGAUGCAUUUUCUAUUGGGCCUCUCCAUCAUGGCCGUCCAAACUUGAAAGCCACAGAAAAUAUUAAAGCCAAGUAUUUGCAAGGCCUUAUCUCUCGUUCAUACUCUCCGCAUACAAUCCUAAGAACUCUCAUCAUUUCUAUCACAGAGGUGGAAAAAGACGCUCGUGAGUGUUAUGCUGAAGCAAUCGAUUACAACCCAGAAGAAUUUGUGAAAAUUUUGGUAAUUGAUGGUUGCUUUCUUAUUGAGUUGUUCCGCAAGAAAGCUUAUUUGGUGGCCAGAGAAGAAGAUGACCCUAUUUUCACCCAGUCAUGUAUGAUACAAUUUCUAAACCAUGACUUGAUAUUGCUAGAAAACCAAGUACCUUGGAUGGUACUUGAGAUUUUGUUCAACUUGACAAAGCAUUCCAACCGCGACUUCAUCCCCCUAAGUCUACUUGCUGUGAAUUUCUUGAGUAUCACCCUUUUAUCGUAUGGAAUGCAGCCCCAGCUAAUGCAGACCAACAUGAAUAUCCAAGGCAUCGAGCAUAUUGUUGACUUGGACAGGAAGUUGUCAACUUUGUCAAUUGAAGAUAAAGAAGAAAGAAUAGGGGGGUGGGAACUCCUGCCUUCUGCUACGAGCCUCGUGGAGGCUGGAAUCAAAUUCAAAAGGGGUACAUCUUCUGAAAACAUUUUGGACAUCAAAUUUAUUGAUGGCGUUCUGGAAAUUCCUCCAUUAGUAAUUCACGAUGUAACAGAAACCGCCUUUAGAAAUCUCAUCAGCUAUGAACAAUGUUAUCCUAAAUGUGAAGCUAAGAUCACUUCCUAUGCGGUACUCCUAGACAGCCUCAUUAAUACUGCUAAGGAUAUGGAUAUUCUGUGCGAGAAUAAGAUAAUUGAAAACUGGUUGAAUCCUGAGGACGCGGCUCAACUCUUCAACAAGCUUUACCUUGACACUUAUGUGGACUAUUGCUACACAGACCUUUGCAGGCAAGUAAAUAGUUUUUGCCAACGCAGAUGGCCUAGAUGGCGUGGAGCGCUUGUGCGCAAUUAUUUCAACACUCCAUGGGCUAUUCUUUCCACAUUGGCCGCUGUUAUCCUUUUGAUCCUCACCAUGGUUCAAACUUGGUAUAGCAUAACAAGUUAGUAUUACUUACAAUUUACAACGUACCUCGUGAAACUUGUUAUGUACGUAAUUGGUCUGUUACACCGGCCGUAUUUAGAAUUUGCAUGCAUGCGCUAGACUAGGACUCCACCAAGACGUGUAAUUGGUCUGUUUCGUUUCAGUUGCAUUUCUAGCUAUUUAGGUGAUGAUUGAUUAAUAAAAAAUCGUGCAAAGUUUUAUCCUUAA